Strongylocentrotus purpuratus (purple sea urchin) is the source of this 1566-nucleotide messenger RNA. Its product is annotated as retinol dehydrogenase 8. The coding region runs from base 102 to 989 and encodes 295 amino acids. Lineage: Eukaryota; Metazoa; Echinodermata; Echinoidea; Camarodonta; Strongylocentrotidae. The transcript is spliced from 5 exons. Gene Ontology annotation, molecular function: oxidoreductase activity. The record is from RefSeq and is a predicted model, not a curated record.
AUACAACGAGUGCAUACUACCAGGUACUCGUACAUGUUCAGUAUUACACACUGCGUGAUAGAGUAUUUCAUUUCUGGGAUUUCUAAAAGCUUACAAGCAGUAUGGCGUCUCGAAUCGCUUUGAUUACUGGCUGUUCGUCUGGUAUAGGGAUGGAGACGGCUCUGCGACUCGCCCGACGAUCUCAAGAUCCUAUUACCGUCUAUGCUACGAUGAGGAACAUGACGUCGAAGAACGACAUCGAGCACAGAGCUGGCGAUUGUCUGGAGAAGGGUUUAUUCGUACGAAGGUUGGAUGUGACGAAAGAGGAUACGAUUGUAGAUGUUGUUUCUUACAUCAAGUCAAAGCACGGGCGAUUGGAUAUACUAGUAAACAAUGCUGGGAUAGCAGGACUUUGUGUUUUGGAAGCGACAGAUCUCGACAUAUUCAGGAAGAUGUUCGAAACUAACUUCUUUGGCGUGGUUCGCCUGACACAGGAAGUACUUCCCAUCAUGAAGUCUCAGAGGUCAGGCAGAAUUGUCAAUAUUAGCUCCAUCGGAGGUUUCGCAGGUUUCCCAUUCUAUGAGCUGUAUGGAUCUUCUAAAUUUGCUCUCGAAGGAUUCUCAGAAAGCUUGGCUAUGAUCUGUAGACGAUUCAAUAUAUGGGUGACGGCUGUCCAACCGGGUCCGACUGCGACUAAGGUGGAGAACAAUCCGGAUAUAACCGAUGAUCUGUUGGCACAGAUGGAUGAUGAGAGAGUUGAUCCUGAAACAAGGAAAUACUUCUGCGAUCGCGUUAAGAUGAGGAGAGAUGUUCUCAAAAACAUCUCCCAACCAGUGGAAGAGGUUGUUGACGUCAUUGAAAGAAUCAUCGACGAUGAGAAACCCUUGCUACGAUAUCAGACGAACGAAGCUUCGAGAGAGAUGGCACGAGUUCGAUCUCAAGAUCCGACUGGAGAUGCUUGGAUUGAGAACAAGCUAAUGACUGGGUUUUUCCAUGAUGUAAACGACUAGCACAACAACAACAGGCAUUCAACGACUAUGCAGACCACAGAAAAUAGUCAAUAUGACAGCGAAUUUGUUUUAAAUUUGUAUAUGGGGUCUUUUGUACGGUACGCGUCAGUUUUACGGAAAAAUAUUGUUUGUUGUUUAGUUUCAUUGGUUAUACAGGGCUCCUGUAUAAUAAAAUUAUUUUAUAAUGAUAUUUAUCGAAACUAGAUAUCACUGUCGAUUCUAAUGAUAGAGGAGUUUGUAAGUUUGCGAAUGAUUAAUACUACUUCUAGGUUUUCCCGGCCAAUUUCGUCAAAGCAGCAAUCAAUUUCAUUAACGUGCAUUCAUGUUUGAGCAAAUUUUCUCCACUCGCUCCCCUGUUUCAUUUUUAAACUUGUUGCGUUCAAUUUCGUUCCGAGUCACCGAAUUUUCUAAACAUGCUCAUUCAAAUUAAAGCUUGAUUCAGUCAAUUUGGUAUUGCGUAAGGGUUAUUCAAUUUCGCCAAUGUUGAGUGGGAGGAGAAUUCUUUGGCGAAUUGCGGUUUCAUUUUUCGUCUAUGGCCAACCUUUUUCGCAAUCGGGCUAUUCAAGUUAAAACUAGA